AAAAUAGCGAAAUUAUGACCAGCAGGGAAGUAUUGAGGAAGUGUAACAGUACUCGUAAAAAUUUAUCAAACGAGCACGACUUCGUUCUAGCGCUAACGGGUAACGCAACGCUCAAUGCUCUUGUCGAAAGAGGUUAUCUGGAGUUGAUGAUUUUCCAAAUUAGAGUCUACGCGCGCAUGUCACCUGACUCCAAAGUAUAUAUUGUGAAAGCUUACCGAGCAGCUGGUCUCAUAGUUGGUAUGUGUGGAGAUGGCGGCAACGACUGUGGCGCGCUUAGAGCAGCUCAUGCUGGAAUCGCUCUUAGUGAUGCAGAGGCGUCAAUGGUUUCACCCUUUACUUCAAAGGCCAAAACAUGCAGUUCUGCUGUCGAUUUGGUAAGGGAAGGAAGAGCAGCCCUACAUACGUCCUUCGCGGUGUACAAAUUUUUAAUCUGUUACGGGCAAUUAUUCUCAAUGGUUAAGCUCUGCAGCUUCUAUUACGGAGUUCUAAUGAGCUUGCUGGGGUAUAUUUUUGUUGACGCGGUAGCUGUUUUGACUUUGGGUUAUACAAUGACCAUGGGAGGGCCCAAGAACAUUCUCAAAAAGAAGAGACCUACCUCUAGUUUGCUGGGCUCUCAAAUGCUAGUUUCAGUAAUAGGGGUCAUAAUCAUCAACUUCUUUAUACUAAUUACCGUAGUUUUGUUAGUAACGAAUUCUAAAAACUACGUUCCAUGGCCUUCAGACUUGACUACUUCCAAGUACUGGUGGUACAUGAGCGAUAAUUGGGAGUCAACAGCGCUCUAUCUUGCCUUUUACUUGAAUUUUAUAACCUCAGCAUUAGUUUUUAGUUUCGGAAGUCAUUUUAGAAGUUUUGUGCUCAAGAACAUCUAUCUAGUACUCAACUGGCUAGUCCUGUUUGUGCUCACAAUCUUACUAGCGUUGCUUCCUCCUUCCUCCUUUACUGAUGCGUGGCACAUUGCGUCCCGAAAAACCAACUUUCCUGGGACCACCCAACCCGUCUGGCGUAGGUAUCAAGCCGAGGGCGGGAGUACUUCUCCAGCUAUGAGUUUUGCUCUUCGACUAGAAAUUGUUAUGAUCAUAGGUGUGGGAUUGAUAUGUUUAUGCUUCUGGCAAGCUUUGUUUGCAGAGGGUCCCGUCGCACAACUUGUUUAUAGAAGGUACAAGAAGUAAUUUCUUUUUUUUUGCCAGCUAUUCUUGC
Molecule: messenger RNA, 1197 nt
Organism: Zophobas morio
Lineage: Eukaryota; Metazoa; Arthropoda; Insecta; Coleoptera; Tenebrionidae
Product: polyamine-transporting ATPase 13A3-like
Exons: 5
Coding region: 15-1169 (384 amino acids)
Biological process (GO): transmembrane transport
Cellular component (GO): membrane
Molecular function (GO): P-type transmembrane transporter activity; ATPase-coupled monoatomic cation transmembrane transporter activity; ATP hydrolysis activity
Source: RefSeq, a predicted model, not a curated record